Messenger RNA from Branchiostoma belcheri (Belcher's lancelet), 784 nucleotides. RefSeq names its product kelch-like protein 18. The record is from RefSeq and is a predicted model, not a curated record. The transcript is spliced from 4 exons. Gene Ontology annotation, molecular function: protein binding. Lineage: Eukaryota; Metazoa; Chordata; Leptocardii; Amphioxiformes; Branchiostomatidae. The coding region runs from base 1 to 705 and encodes 234 amino acids.
AUGGCUGCCUCGGACCAAGAAUCUCACGCCAGGGCAGUUCGUUCUCAUGUCUACCAAGACGAGGGCUAUCUUCGCGGGUUUCUUGGAGCUGUAGGUGACUUACAGAAGGAUGGGAUACUGCAGGAUGUCAUUCUUGAAGUCGAGGAACGGUGGUUUCCCUGCCAUCGGCUUGUUCUGUCCGCGGCCAGCCCCUACUUCCGAGCCAUGUUUACAAGCGACAUGGCGGAAAGUCGGCAGAAGACGGUUAUUUUACAAGGUUUGGAUGCAGACACGUUUGAGGAGAUCCUGAGUUACAUUUACUCGGGAACCCUCCAUGUAUCCAUGGACAGAGUGCAGCCUCUGUACCAGGCAGCCGACCUCCUGCAGCUGGACUAUGUGAAAGACAUCUGCAGCAGCUACAUGGCCAUGAACGUGGAGCACUCCACCUGUGUAGACCUGUACAAGUUUGCAGAUGUCUUCUCUGCCAAGAUUGUCUGGAAAGUUUGUCUACAGUGGAUUGCCAAACACUUUACUGAGGUUACCUCCAGUAAGGAGUUCUGCAGUCUGAGUGUGGAUCAGCUGACUGAGAUCAUCAGCCAUGAUGAGCUGGAGGUUAAUGAGGAGACAAGAGUGUGGGAGGCUGUAGUGAGAUGGGUGCAGCACAGCAGGGAGGACAACUGCACCACCUACCCAGCAUCCUCCCUCACAUCCGCUUCAAGCUGCUGACUCCGCACAACAUGGUGACCAUCUUAGACCACCCCCUGGUCAGAGAGGAUCCUGGGAGAUCAGCCAUCAGGAAUGUGGU